AUGUAUUCUGACAGCGCCAGAUAUAACAAUAGCUAUGAAGGAAGAAGAUCCAGAUCGAGGAAUCGAAGACAAUCUCGUUACGAUUCCUCCUCCAGCGACGAUGAAUACAGCCGAAGACGAUCAAGAUCACCUUACUGUGACUGCCGUGACUUUGAUUAUGAAGGAAGAAAAUCCAGGUUUCGAACAACGAAAAGAAGAGUUAAUUGUUAUCAAUCUCGACCCAGUGAACGUCAUAGAGAAGACGACCGGGCUGAUUAUUACUAUUCAUCUGCAAAUAGAAAUCGACAUGAUUCUCGGGGAAAAUAUGCGACACAUUCACGAGACGAAAAAUCCUCUAAUUUUUACCAAAGAACUUCUUACAAACAAGGAAUAAAAAGAAAACGCUUUCAAGAAAGUUAUAUGGCAAAAGGUAAAAACGAACAAUCCUAUAACAAUCAAUCAUCUAAUUACUACAAAAGAAAACGUGAUGAGGAUGGCAGUCCAUACGAUACACAUCGCACAAAAGUUACCAAUUUCCUCAACGGUUCCCCCUGUAAAUCCCAAUUGGAUGAGUCCUCGGAUGAUGCUGAGAGUCAAAAUAACGCUGACUAUUUGAAAAAGGAAAUUGAGAUUUUAAAAAAGGCAACCACACAUUGCGAAAUCUUUCCAUGA
Molecule: messenger RNA, 651 nt
Organism: Helobdella robusta
Lineage: Eukaryota; Metazoa; Annelida; Clitellata; Rhynchobdellida; Glossiphoniidae
Exons: 1
Coding region: 1-651 (216 amino acids)
Source: RefSeq, a predicted model, not a curated record